Varanus komodoensis (Komodo dragon) is the source of this 7536-nucleotide messenger RNA. RefSeq names its product SOS Ras/Rac guanine nucleotide exchange factor 1 (gene SOS1). The transcript has 23 exons. Gene Ontology annotation, cellular component: plasma membrane. Gene Ontology annotation, biological process: Ras protein signal transduction; positive regulation of GTPase activity. The record is from RefSeq and is a predicted model, not a curated record. NCBI's taxonomy places the organism in Eukaryota, Metazoa, Chordata, Lepidosauria, Squamata, Varanidae. Bases 461 to 4153 code for a protein of 1230 amino acids. Gene Ontology annotation, molecular function: guanyl-nucleotide exchange factor activity; protein heterodimerization activity.
AACUGCGCACGCGCGGGCGGUUGUAACCGUCAGGGUUAGCGAACCCCAGGAGUUCAAAGCCGCGCUCGGGACCCUGCCCCUCCCUCUCUCCCUCCGUCCCCUCAGCAACCGCCGAUAUCCUGCCGCUGCCGGGCGGCCUUCCUUCCCUUCUGCUCUUUCCAGCCUGGUCCUGUCAGGCUGAGGGAAAGGAUGCCCGGUGGUGUCUUGUCCCAGGCCGGCCCCGGCGCUGAGUGAGACAAGGCCGGGCCGGGCGGCGGGCGACCGACUGAGGGAUGUCGCCGCCGCCCCCCGGCGCUGGAUCCUGCCGCUGCCGCCUCCGGCGGCUCCCGCCGCCUCUGUCCUCCUCAGGUUCCGGGUGUUGCCCGCGACCGCUUCGUCGGGCCCGGGGACAACGUCGAGCUCGGCCCCAGCAGUGAUUCCCGUCGCUUCCCCUCACAAGGGACGGGACGGGGCAAGCAGAAUGCAGGCGCCGCCGCUGCAGUACGAGUUCUUCAGUGAGGAGAACGCGCCCAAGUGGCGGGGACUGCUCGUGCCUGCCCUGAAAAAGGUUCAGAUGCAAGUCCACCCAAAACUGUCAUCUACUGAAGAAGCAUUACACUAUGUUGAGGAGUUAAUUCUGCAGUUGCUAAACAUGCUGUGCCAAGCACAGCCAAGAAGCUCCCAAGAUGUAGAGGAUCGUGUACAAAAAAGUUUUCCCCAUCCUAUUGAUAAGUGGGCAAUAGCUGAUGCACAGUCUGCAAUUGAAAAGAGGAAGCGAAGAAAUCCACUAUUUCUUCCUGUAGAAAAAAUUCACCCAUUGUUAAAAGAAGUUUUGGGUUAUAAAGUGGAUCACCAAGUAUCUGUUUACAUAGUAGCAGUAUUAGAAUACAUUUCUGCAGAUAUCUUAAAGUUGGUUGGGAACUAUGUACGAAAUAUAAGGCAUGAUGAAAUUACACAACAAGACAUCAAAGUAGCAAUGUGUGCUGAUAAGGUGUUGAUGGAUAUGUUCCAUCAAGAUGUAGAGGAUAUAAGUACACUGACUUUAUCUGAUGAAGAACCCUCCACAUCAGGAGAACAAACCUACUAUGAUCUUGUAAAGUCAUUCAUGGCAGAGGUUCGACAGUAUAUAAGGGAAUUAAAUCUCAUAAUAAAAGUCUUUAGAGAACCUUUUAUUAGCAACUCCAAGCUGUUUUCAGGUCAUGAUGUAGAAAAUAUAUUCAGUCGAAUAUCAGAUAUUCAUGAACUUAGUGUGAAGUUAUUGGGCCUUAUUGAAGACACAGUAGAAAUGACAGAUGAAGGCAGUCCCCAUCCUUUAGUAGGAAGCUGUUUUGAAGAUUUAGCUGAGGAACUAGCAUUUGAUCCUUACGAAUCAUACACUCAAGAUAUUUUACGGACUGGUUUCCAUGACCAUUUUCUUAGCCAGUUAUCCAAGCCAGGGGCAGCAUUUUACUUGCAGUCAAUCGGAGAUGGCUUUAAAGAUGCUGUUCAGUAUGUUUUACCCAGGCUACUUCUAGUUCCUGUUUAUCAUUGCCUUCACUAUUUUGAAUUUCUAAAGCAAUUAGAAGAGAAAAGUGAAGAUGAAGAGGACAAAGAGUGUUUGAAGCAAGCAAUUACAGCCCUGCUUAAUCUUCAGAGUAGUAUGGAAAGGAUAUGCUCAAAAAGUCUUGCAAAGAGAAGGCUUAGUGAAUCUGCAUGCCGAUUCUAUAGUCAGCAAAUGAAGGGGAAGCAGCUAGCAAUCAAGAAAAUGAAUGAAAUCCAGAAGAACAUUGACGGUUGGGAGGGUAAAGACAUUGGACAGUGCUGCAAUGAAUUUAUAAUGGAGGGGACACUCACACGUGUGGGUGCCAAGCAUGAAAGACAUAUAUUUCUCUUUGAUGGGCUAAUGAUUUGUUGUAAGUCAAAUCAUGGCCAACCAAGACUGCCUGGUGCUAGCAAUGCUGAAUAUCGUUUGAAAGAAAAGUUUCUAAUGCGAAAGGUACAGAUCAACGAUAAAGAUGACACUAAUGAGUACAAGCACGCCUUUGAAAUAAUUUUAAAAGAUGAGAACAGUGUUAUUUUUGCUGCUAAAUCAGCUGAAGAAAAAAACAACUGGAUGGCAGCCUUGAUCUCUUUACAGUAUAGAAGCACCUUGGAGCGCAUGCUAGAUGUAACAAUGUUACAAGAAGAAAAGGAGGAACACCUGAGACUUCCAAGCCCUGAGGUUUAUAGGUUUGCAGAACGUGAUUCUGAGGAGAAUAUUGUUUUUGAAGAGAAUGUCCAAUCCAAAUCUGGAAUUCCUAUUAUCAAAGCAGGAACUGUUGUCAAACUGAUUGAGAGACUUACAUACCAUAUGUAUGCUGAUCCAAACUUUGUUCGAACAUUUCUUACAACAUAUAGAUCUUUCUGUAAACCUUUGGAAUUAUUGAAUCUCCUAAUAGAAAGAUUUGAAAUUCCAGAACCUGAACCAACAGAAGCAGACCGUAUAGCUAUGGAGAAUGGAGAUCAACCUCUUAGCGCAGAGCUAAAAAGAUUUAGAAAGGAAUAUGUACAACCUGUUCAACUACGAGUACUAAAUGUAUGCCGACACUGGGUGGAACAUCACUUUUAUGAUUUUGAAAGGGAAAAAGUUCUUUUGGAGCUGUUGGAAGGAUUCAUUGGCCGAGUCAGAGGUAAAGCUAUGAAGAAAUGGGUUGAGUCAAUCACAAAGAUAAUCCAUAGGAAAAAGCAAGCACAAGCCAUUGGGCCAAGUCACAAUAUUACUUUCGAAAGUUCACCUCCUCCAAUUGAGUGGCAUAUAAGCAGGCCAGGAAACACUGAUUUCUUUGAUUUGCUCACUUUACACCCAAUAGAAAUUGCUCGACAGCUCACUCUACUUGAAUCUGAACUUUACAGAGCUGUGCAGCCGUCAGAACUAGUUGGAAGUGUAUGGACAAAAGAAGGUAAAGAAAUCAAUUCCCCUAACCUGCUCAGGAUGAUACGACAUACCACUAAUCUUACUCUGUGGUUUGAAAAAUGCAUCGUAGAAACAGAAAACCUAGAGGAAAGAGUAGUUGUUGUAUGCCGCAUAAUUGAGAUCUUGCAAGUUUUUCAAGAACUAAAUAAUUUUAAUGGUGUUCUUGAGGUUGUCAGUGCUAUGAAUUCUGCACCCAUUUACAGACUGGAUCACACCUUUGAACAAAUCCCAAGCCGUCAGAAAAAGAUUUUUGAGGAAGCUCAUGAACUGAGUGAAGAUCACCAUAAGAAAUAUUUGGCAAAGCUCAGGUCUAUUAAUCCUCCAUGUGUGCCUUUCUUUGGAAUUUAUUUAACCAACAUCUUGAAAACAGAAGAAGGCAAUCCUGAAUUUCUGAAACGACAUGGAAAAGAACUCAUUAAUUUCAGUAAACGAAGGAAGGUGGCCGAGAUAACAGGAGAAAUCCAGCAGUACCAAAACCAGCCAUACUGCCUAAGAGUAGAACCUGACAUCAGGAGAUUUUUUGAAAAUCUGAAUCCGAUGGGAAAUAGCCUGGAAAAAGAAUUUGCUGAUUCUCUUUAUAAUAAGUCGCUAGAAAUAGAACCACGUAAUGUCAAGCCACCCCCAAGAUUUCCCAAAAAAUACAACUAUUCUCUCAAAUCUCCGGGCAUUCGUCCAUCAAACCCAAGGCCAGGCACCAUGAGGCACCCUACACCACUGCAGCAGGAGCCAAGAAAAAUCAGCUAUAGUCGUGUCCCUGAGAGUGAAACAGAGAGUACAGCUUCUGCACCAAACUCUCCAAGAACACCACUCACCCCACCACCUCCAUCCUCCACUUCCAGCACUACAGAUGUGUGUAGUGUGUUUGAUUCUGAUCCUGCAACUCCUUUUCAUUCAAGGUCUGCUUCUGUGUCCUCCAUAAAUUUUCCAAAAAAUUCUGAUGGAGUUGCUAUUCCCCCUCCUAUUCCUCCCCGAAGACGUCCAGAAUCUGCACCUGCAGAAUCCUCUCCAUCAAAGAUUACUUCUGCACAUCUGGACAGUCCACCAGCAAUCCCUCCUAGACAGCCAACAUCAAAAAUGUAUUCACCGAAGUACUCAGUACCAGACAGGACCUCCAUCUCGGAUGCCCCAGAAAGUCCACCUUUGUUACCACCACGAGAACCUCUCAUUGUUGUAGUCAAUGAAGAAACAGAAGGAACCCCAAGGUUUGGCAUAUGGAAUAAAGGUGAGUUAGGGGCAACUUGAAGUUAACAUCUUUGUGUUUAGAAUGAAAUGGCUCUCAUGUAUAUCAGUACCAAAUUCCAAACUCUGAUUAACUUCCUAAACUUUGAAGUUGAUCUUCACUCUGUCAGAAAUAUUUGAAAGAGACUAACCUGCAUAAAUAUCCUACCUUGGAUUAUCCAUAGACCUGUGAACUGCGCUUCUGAUUCCAGUACUGUGACAGUAAUGUACACCAUUAUUGAAGAUAUUUAAAUCAUCUCAGCUACACUAGGAUUUGUGUAUGGUGCAGUAUUGUAUUUUUAAUUACUAAAACACUCAUAGGAUGUUUCUUCAGCAAAACCAAAAUAUAUUUUGGUAUGCUAGAAAGCAAUGUCACUAGAACAAUGUUGGUAGAAGAGAAUCACCACAGACACCUGAGACACUUCUAUUUCACUAUGCAGUGUGGUCUUUGCAUUUCAGAAAAUGUUUAAUCUGCACUAAAUGGAUCCUUUUAAAAAUUUACAUAUACAGUAUGCAGAAUCAAAAGAAGCAUUGAGGUAAAGGAUAUUCUAAAAACUGUUGAGUGUUAAAGAGAAGUGGUUCCUGCUUAUAUUCCUUUUUUCUUCUCAGUUGUAACUCAAAAAUAAUGGAAACAGUCGUACUCAUAAGAGCUUUAAAUACUACAGAUGGUAUCAUUUCCCCCAGUGCUGACCAGGAAAACUCUUAGGUGUGUCAUUUAUCCAGGCUUUGCUUGCAUAGAGAGAUCCCCGAGCAACCUACUUUUACUUUAGGAGAAAGAUGGUAAAGGAGAAAGAGACUUUUAACUCCAAGCCGCAGCAGAUUACUCCUAAAUGAAAAAAGUGUAAUGCUUGUCCUUAUGGUUGCGAAGAUUUCCUUGCUUACUACAACCCAGAUACCACACAUUAAAUGAAUUGGAUUAAGGAGCUGAAGUACUAUAUCAAUGCUCUCUCUCUAGUGGUUUUUGCUGUUUGUAGAUUCUCUAUAAGACUGAGCUAAAAUAUUCAGAUCCCUGAACAAAAGUUAGCAGGUCUUCAUAGUGCAAAUGUUAAUCUCCUAAAUAUGGAAGAUUCUCAAAAACCCACUGAAGUGGAAGUUGUUUGCACAAAGUGUGGUUAAUACAAGUAUCUUCUUUAAUACAGAUAACUUUUUGUUACAUUGAAUGCUCCAAAUGUAGCAUGGAGAAUGUUGGUCUAUUGGAGUACUGAUAGUUUCUGCUCACCCCUUUAAGGCAUCCAUUGUGUAGCUCCUUGUUGUUGUGUAUAGAAUUCCUGUCAUGCAAUUUGAUAGUCUAUAAAAAGUGCUGAGUUUCUUUUCUAAAGGGAAUGUGCUGCUUGUUUUGAAACCAUCUCAAGAAGUUGAAGUGCUCCCCAUAAACAGUUUUGUGACGUUUAAAACUCUUGGACACUAACAUUAUUCAAAGGAAAAUAAUACUGGAGUCAGUGAUUUGUCCAAACUUUUAAGCUAAAUAGAAUUUUAGCAGACUGUAAAAUACACUUUUUUCAUGACACUGUGUCUGUUAGUAUAGGAGCAUAUGGUCCAUUAAAACUAUGUAAUUGAACAUCAGGCAGAAUAGAAAUUUAUUGAAGUGUUGGCUAUAUAGAGCAGAGUUGCUGAGAUUUAUUUUUCCUGUGAUGGGGGAGAAAAACUUGUUCCGUUAACCAAAUUUGCUGUCUGAAGGAGAGAAUAAACUCUCAAUUUCCUGGAAUUAGUGUGCCAGCAGCAGUAUAUUUUAAUGAAUAAAGGAAUACAAGUCCAUACUGCAAAAGUACUUUUAGAAUUGUUGUUAUAGCAUGUGAUGUUGCUACUCCCUCUUAGGGCCCAUGCCAUCUUGUGUCAGGCUGUUCUAAUGGAGCUCAUGCAGUCACGGUUCUGCUGUUAGGGGUUUUUUAAGUACUCAAUAAAUUUUCAGGACUGCCAUGUUUAUAUUUAAACGUUGGCCAAGAUUAAUAGGGUUGCACACAGUUUUCUGAAUGCACAUGCAUGUGUUUUUCGAGUCACCACUGCAACCUAAAUCAUUCCUUGAAAGACUGGAGGGAAAGAAAGAAAAGGCACCUUUGCAAGUGUUCUACUAAUGUAAGGAGUCUUGAGAGCCCAUAUCCAUUUUCAAAAAAUGGGAGUUUGAUUUUUGUCCCUCUCAGGAGAGUAUGGAACAUUGUUUUCCAGGAAAUCCUGUUGUGCAGAUUAAUGCUGUUGAUGUUGUGCUAGAGGUCCCUUGCGCUAGCACAAUGUAAUUUGUGUUAACAAAAUGACAUUCCUGGAUACUGCCCUAAGGCUCUGGAUACGAUUAUGGCAGGGGCAGGUGAUUAUUCAAGACUAGCAGCAUCUAUUGAAGUUCAGCAGGCUGCACCCAAAAGAAGCCAUCUGGGUGCAGCUUUGACAAUCAGCUGAGUUCCUGAAUGGUUUGUUUAAAAGUGACAGCUUAUUGCCUCAAUGUUUGCCUGUCAGUGUGUCUUCCCUGCUUGCUGUUCCAUGUACAAAACAAAAUGCAUAAAAUAAAUCCCUGUUAUCCUGCCUAUAUUUUUAGUUAUGGAAGAGGGCAUUGCUAUAAAAUCUGCCCUCAAAAGGGAGAAACCUCAAUAAAUUGGCUUAUUUGGAUGUUCUAUUGAAAGACAGUGAUGCCCAACUCACAGAACGUGGACUAUAAAUUAUGUUCUUAAAUUAAUCAGAGGUCAUAUUAUGGGUAAAUGAAUUUUCUCUAUACUAUAGAAAAGUAACUAGGCCUAUUAUUGAUGACAGAUGUAAAGCCAAAAGCACUUGGUUGGGUUUUGUGUGUGAAUUCCACGCCUUAUUUACUGUUUGUUUUUAAAAACAAGCAAACCUUGAAGUGCAUUUUUUCUGUCAACUGUGAGUAAAUUCCCCUUUCGCCUUUAAAGACAAAAUAGUGCAUUAAGCAAUCAUUAAAAUAGUCAUGAACCCAGGUGAAAGAGGAAAAUAAAUCUUGUGCCAGAUGUAUGCAACUUUCAGUAGCUGCCAAUCGUGCCUUUUUCAAAAGCCUUUUUUUCCUGAAACACCAUUGGUUCUCUUGGGAGGGGGCUUCUGUUCUUAUCUGGCCAAUUUAGAAUCCAAGCUUCCUGGUUCUCCUGUGUACAGGUUUAUGUUUUGAUGAAUUCUGCUAAUUCAUAUAUUGAAAAUGUAUUGACUUUUGUUUAAUGGCAUGGAUACUUCGCUAAACGGUUACGAAGCUAUGGCAGUCCAAUCCAGCUGUGUAAGGUUGAAGUGGUGAUAUCUAAACUGGCAAAUCUUAUGGGCCUGUGUGUACCUAAUCAUGUAUGUAGGUGAGCUUUUGUAUGCUAUGUCUGCAAUGGUAUUCAGAUUGCAUUUAAACUGAAAAUUAAUAGUGGCUGUUAUUUUUUGGCAUUCAAGAGAUCUGUUCUUAAAAAAUAAAUAAAAAUGCCUUACAUAUCCCA